Melozone crissalis (California towhee) is the source of this 7020-nucleotide messenger RNA. It is a transcript of the gene CENPE, whose product is annotated as centromere protein E. Gene Ontology annotation, cellular component: microtubule. Gene Ontology annotation, biological process: microtubule-based movement; mitotic cell cycle. The transcript has 45 exons. NCBI's taxonomy places the organism in Eukaryota, Metazoa, Chordata, Aves, Passeriformes, Passerellidae. Gene Ontology annotation, molecular function: microtubule binding; ATP binding; plus-end-directed microtubule motor activity. The record is from RefSeq and is a predicted model, not a curated record. Bases 1 to 7020 code for a protein of 2339 amino acids.
AUGGCGGACGAGGGCGCCGUCACGGUGUGCGUGCGAGUGCGGCCGCUCAUCUCCAGAGAAAAUGCCUCAGAUAAAGUGUCCCUGCACUGGAGAAGUGAGAAUAAUACUGUUUCCGACGUGAGUGGUACCAAAACAUUUAGUUACGAUCGUGUCUUUCACUCAAGUGACAACACUCAGCAGUUGUAUGAUGGUGUAGCUGUUCCAAUUAUACAGUCAGCUGUGAGAGGCUAUAAUGGCACAAUUUUUGCUUAUGGACAGACUGCUUCAGGGAAGACUUACACAAUGAUGGGAAAUGAAGAUUCUGUGGGUAUUAUCCCUAAGGCAAUUCAACAUGUGUUCAAAAUUAUUUGUGAGAUUCCAGACAGAGAAUUUCUGCUAAGAGUGUCAUACAUGGAAAUCUACAAUGAAACAAUUACUGACUUGCUUUGCGAUAAUAGGAAAAAGAAGCCCCUGGGAAUUCGUGAGGAUGUUAAUAGGAAUACAUAUGUAGAAGAUCUGAUUGAAGAAGUGGUGGUUGCCCCAGAACAAGUUAUGGAAUGGAUCAGAAAAGGAGAAAGAAAUCGCCAUUAUGGAGAAACAAAAAUGAAUGAACACAGCAGCCGUUCUCACACUAUCUUCAGAAUGAUCAUUGAAAGCAGAGAACGAAGUGACCCUGCAAAUGCAAACUGUGAUGGAGCAGUCAUGGUUUCCCACUUGAACUUGGUAGAUCUGGCAGGCAGUGAAAGAGCUAGUCAAACAGGAUCUGAAGGUGUUCGACUGAAGGAAGGCUGCAAUAUAAAUCGGAGCUUGUUCAUUCUGGGUCAAGUUAUCAAAAAACUUUGUGAUGACCCCUCUGGCUUCAUAAAUUACAGAGACAGCAAGCUGACUCGAAUUCUGCAGAACUCCCUUGGAGGAAAUGCUAAAACAGUUAUUAUUUGUACAAUUACUCCUGUUUCUUUUGAUGAGACACUCAGCACUCUUCAGUUUGCCAAUACAGCCAAAGGAAUGAAGAAUACACCAAAAGUCAAUGAAGUUCUUGAUGAUGAUGCCCUCCUGAAAAGAUACCGCAAAGAAAUUCUGGACUUGAAAAAGCAGCUGGAGGAAGUGUCUUCAAAAACUCAGAUUCAUGCAAUGGAAAAGGACCAACUGGCCCAGCUGUUGGAAGAAAAAAAUUCUCUUCAAAAAGUACAGGAGGACAGAAUACGAAACUUAACUGAGAUGCUGGUGACUUCUGCUUCCUUUGCCUCAAACGAGAAAGUUAAAGCCAAGAGAAGAAGAAGAGUUACUUGGGCUCCUGGUAAAAUAAACCAGGCAAACGUGAGCUUUUUUGAAGACUUUGAAAAUGCAAUGCCAACUGAAACAAAGAAAAUGAAGUUGUCUCUGCCAGCAGUACCAGAUGUGGAGGAUUCUACCUUAGAGAAUUCUGGGUAUGACAGCCAUUGCCUGAUGGUUCCUGAUCAAAUUUCAGAAGAAGAUUGGAUUGCUGGUCCUAACAUGAAUUGGACCCAGAAAGACUUUGAAGAAUCUGUGCAACUCUGUGAAGCAUUAGCACUAGAAAAGGAUAUUGCUGUAAAUGAGGUCAACGUCCUGCAAGCUAACUUUGAUAAUCUAGUGCUGGAAAAUGAGCAGUUGAAGUCAGAAAUAAAUGAACUAAAAGAGAGACUGAAGGAAAAAGCAGAAAUAGAUGAAUUUGAAGCACUGGAAAAGCAAACACAAAAAGAUCAUGAGAUUCAACUAAUGCAUGAAAUUACCAACUUAAAGAAUCUAAUUUCAAAUGCUGAAGUGUACAAUGAGGAACUUGAGGCAGAAAUAAAUUCCAAACUGGAACAGCUGAAGGAGAAAGAGAACAAAAUAAAAAUAUUACAGAAUCGUGUGGAAGAACUACAAAAAGCAGAAGUGGAAAAAAAGGAGACAUCUUUUGCACUGGGAGAUUGUGAUAAACUAACUGAAAAAAUUCAGCAGCUGAAUAAAUCCCUCUUAGACAGUGAAACCAUAGCCUUGGAUGCCAAAAAAGAAUCUGCUUUUCUCAGAAGUGAAAAUUUGGAGUUGAAGGAGAAGAUGAAUGAACUCUUAAAUGACCAUAACCAAAUGCAAAAGGAUGUCCAGUUAUAUCAAAGCCAAAUAGAAGCAGGAAAAGCCAGUUACCGAAAAAUGCAAGCUGACUUGCAGAGAGAGCUGCAAUCUUUAUUUCAAGAAAACACAAGACUAACUUCACUGAUGGAGGGUAAAGUUCCAAAAGAUUUGCUUUCUCAUGUGGAGCUGGAAAAAAAGGCAGCUGACUUAAAAGGAGAACUAGAAAAUGCUUUGAAAGAGAAUGCACUUCUACAGAAACAAGUAAAUGAGCUAUCAGAAUUUCAAUCGCUACCAAAUACAGUUGAGAUACAAAAGAAAGAGAUUGUUGAAAAAUGUGAGGAGUUACGCUUAUUAAAAUUGGAAAAUGAAAAGCUGCUUUCUGAAGUAGCUGAUAAUGAAACGAGACUUAAACAUAUGUCUGAAGAAAUUGAAAAAUCAAAAGACAAUCUCACAGAUGUACAAUUGAAAUAUACAAAGUGUGACGAGGAAUAUGUAGCACUUAAACAGCUCCAUGGAGAAAUAGAACAAAAAUACAUUGCUGCAUCAGAAACUAAUGAACAAAUGAAGCUCCAAAUAGAAUGCCUAUCUAAAGAAGCACAAGAGUCUAAAACAAUUUUGGAUGAAGUGAAAUUGGAGCUCUCUAGCAAAAUGAAAGAACUGGAAGAGAAAGAAGCAGAGCAAAAACAACUUCUUGAGCUAAGAGAAAAUCUUGUUCGGACUCAGGAGAAGUUAAACGAACUGGAACAAUUAAAAGAGAAGGAAAGGAUUAGUGAAGUGAGACUGGAGGCCAAAGACUUGGAGAUCCAGGCAGUCUUGCAGCAGCUUACAGAAUGUCAGGAAGAAAUAAAAACUCUAACCCAGGAAAGAGAUGACCUGAAGCAAAAAGAGGAGUUUCUCCAAGCGGAAACAGAGCAACUCAGAGAGGAUAUAAAGGACACUGUUUCAAUGAACAUCUUGGCACAUGAAGAUUUGAGAAAUACACAGAAUUCUCUGAAGGAAUCCCAAAAAACUGUCAAGAAGUUGAAACAAACUGUUUCUGAAAAAGAAUCUCAGAUUCUGAGUGUGGAAGAGGCACUAGGGAAAACCAUUAAAGAACUCCAAAUACAGAUCUCAGAAAUGACAGAAGAAAUUAAAAUCAUCGCAUCAGAGAGAGAUCAGCUUGCUGAGGAAAAAUCAGAAAGUAAUACCUGUAGAGAAAGUGAUCAGCUUCAGGUGCAAAAGGAACAAAUCAUUUUCCUUACACAAGAGAACCGUUCCUUGCAGGAGAAGCUGGACAGUUUACUUUUGAAAACAGAGGAGUGUGGGGAAGGAACUUGGAUACCACAGAUCCAAGGACGAUCUAUGGAGCAAGAGUUAUUGCUUCUGAGAGAAGAGCUGAGCCAGGCACAACAGAAAUUGCAUGAAAUGGAGGAGGCAAAGGCCAGUGAAUAUCAAGGGGAACCUGAAAAAAUGGAGAGAACAGAUGUUAUUCCAAAACCACAUGACUCCCAGGAAGUCAGCAUCCAGACUGAAAGAGAUGAUGAUGAAUUUAAAAUGCAACUGGAAACUCUCCAGAAUGAGAGAGAUCAGCUAAGAGAAAUGGUACAGGAGACAAUUAGCAAGAACUCAGAGAUACAGGAGGAGUUGAGAUGUACUCGUGAAUGUCUUGCACAGCAGCAGGAGAAGAUUGUGGAGCUGAAAGGAAGUAUUUCAGAGAAAGAAAACCAGCUCUCCAAGGUGCAAGGGGCAUUGAAGGAGAAAACUGAUGAGCUGCAGCAGAAGCUCACUGAAGUCACUGAAAACCUGACUCGUGUCUCGGCUGAGUAUGGCGACCUCCUGGCAGAAAAGCAGCAAACUGAAAGGGCAAUGAGUGAGCAGCUUGAGAGAAUCACUUCACUUAACAAGGAGAAGGAUGAGCUUCAGCACCUGGUAGAGACUUGUAAGGAAAGGGAAGAACACUUGUUACAGGUUCAGAGGCAGUCAGAGGCUUUGAAGGACAGCCUGACAAACAAGAUCUCAGAAAUGACAGAAGAAAUAAAAAUCAUCACAUCAGAGAGAGAUCAGCUUCAAGGGCAAAAGGAACAAAUCAUUUUCCUUACACAAGAGAACUGUUCAUUGCAGGAGAAGCUGGACAGUUUACUUUUAAAAACAGAGGAGUUUGGGGAAGGAACCUGGAUACCACAGAUCCAAGGACAAUCUAUGGAGCAAGAGUUAUUGCUUCUGAGAGAAGAGCUGAGCCAGGCACAACAGAAAUUGCAUGAAAUGGAGGAGGCAAAGGCCAGUGAAUAUCAAGGGGAACCUGAAAAAAUGGAGAGAACAGAUGUUAUUCCAAAACCACAUGACUCCCAGGAAGUCAGCAUCCAGACUGAAAGAGAUGAUGAUGAAUUUAAAAUGCAACUGGAAACUCUCCAGAAUGAGAGAGAUCAGCUAAGAGAAAUGGUACAGGAGACAAUUAGCAAGAACUCAGAGAUACAGGAGGAGUUGAGAUGUACUCGUGAAUGUCUUGCACAGCAGCAGGAGAAGAUUGUGGAGCUGAAAGGAAGUAUUUCAGAGAAAGAAAACCAGCUCUCCAAGGUGCAAGGGGCACUGAAGGAAAAAACUGAUGAGCUGCAGCAGAAGCUCACUGAAGUCACUGAAAACCUGACUCGUGUCUCGGCUGAGUAUGGCGACCUCCUGGCAGAAAAGCAGCAAACUGAAAGGGCAAUGAGUGAGCAGCUUGAGAGAAUCACUUCACUUAACAAGGAGAAGGAUGAGCUUCAGCACCUGGUAGAGACUUGUAAGGAAAGGGAAGAACACUUGUUACAGGUUCAGAGGCAGUCAGAGGCUUUGAAGGACAGCCUGACAAACAAGAUUCAACAGUUAACUGAGACAUUAAAUAGUGUCUCAUGUGAGAAGGACCAGUUAUUAGCUGAAAGAACUAAUCAUUCUUUACAACUUAAAGAACAAAUCUCAUCAGUUAAUCAAGAAAAAGAUGAGCUACAAAAACUUCUUCAGGAUGUCAGGUCUGAGCGGGACCAGCUCAAGACAGAAUUGCAAAGAAAUUCUGAGAUGUGUGUUGAAACAAAGGCAAAACUGGAAGAUGCUUUAGAACAAAUGAAGCAGAGAAACCUGAACAAUAUGUCCAUUCAGGUAAACCCAAUGGAUAUUGCAGAGCAGGUGGCCAAUGACAGCUUGACAGACAAAACAUUGAAAAUUAAGGAGCUUCUUGAGAAAUUCCCAAGUAUGGGGAAGAGAUAUGAAUGUCUCUCUACAGUGUCUCUUAAGCUGAAGAGUGAACUGAACAGUCAGAAAGCACUGCUAGCUGUGAUACUGCCUCAGCUUCCCCUGGAGCAGAGUAAACAAGUCAAAAUGCUUCAAACUAAAAAUGAGGAUAUUAACACUCGACUCCAGAAAUUAUUGUCCAAAUUGAAGCUUCUCUUCAGCUCUGUUUGCACAAAGAGAAGAGAAUAUCACACUACUGUUCACAAGUAUGAAAUGGAAUUGCUGGAGGAAAAGAGAAAACAAGAUCACCUACAGUCCCAGAUUCAGUGUCUCAGGAAGAUUAAUUUGAAGCAGAAUGAAGUAUCAUCUCAAGAGUUAAACAGCUGUGAAGGACUGCAGAGUUUCUACUUGGAUGCAGAGAGCAUUCUCAAAGAUAUAUCAGAAAUGGAAAAUGAACUUCUCUGCAUAGAAGCAGAGUUAGACCAGGAAGCAAGUGCUAGAAAAGAAACAAUACAGUUCUGGGAAGUUUGUUCAAAAAUUCACUGGGAUACAGAGGAAUUGAAAGAAGAACUAAAGAAAGAUAAUGAAAGACUCCUGCAAAUCUUUAAAUUCUGGACUCCUAAAGUGAAGAUGCUCCUUGAACUUUCUUCAGAACUGGAUGCCAGAACUGCUGAUUAUAGUAAAAAUGCUGAUGUUGAAUUAAAACAGAGAAAAGAGAAAAAUGAAGAGUUGCUUCAGGAUCUAAACACUCUAAAAGAAAAACUGGCCCCUGGUGGCUCUGCCAGUCUGGCAUUAGAAGAAGAAAAUUAUAGGCUUCAUAAUAAAUUAAAGGCUGCAGAACAAGAUAAAAAGGCUAUGGAAGUCAAAAUUCACAAGUUAGAAACUGUAAUAAAUGAAGUGGGAGAAAGUAUCAAAGAGAGAGAUGACAGGAUAAGCAAGUUACAAGCACAGAUGAGAAUAAGAACAGAGACAAGUGAGCUCACCCAACUGCAAGCCAAACUGAAUGAGAUGGAUAAUUGCCUCAGGACUGCCUUAACAGAGAAACAGAGUCUUCAGGCAAAAUUAGAUGAAGGUGCUGAGCUGUACAAAGAAGAAAUUGACCAUCUCAAAACACAAUUGGUGAAAUGUGAUCUGGAAAGAAUGAAACAAUCUAACUCCUUUGAAAGGAAACUUGCUAAUUAUGAAGCCCUUGCAGAACACCAAGAACAGCAGUUAACAAAGCUAAAAGAAGAACUGAGGAGAGCAUACCAAGAGCAAGAUGUUACUGUGCUGAAAGAAGCAGAUCCUCAGCAACCCCAAAAACCCCUUACUUGUGGUGGUGGCAGUGGUAUUGUGCAGAGCACACAAAUACUUGUUCUAAAAUCUGAACAAGCCAAGCUACAGAAAGAGAACUUGCAGCUGAAGAAACAAAAUGACCUUCUAUUGAGCAAUGAACUUCAACUGAAAGAAGAACUCAGGAAAUGGAAAGAAAGAGCACUAAAAUUGAGAGAACAAUCCUCAAGAGAAACUACUCGAGAGACAAUACCAAAGUCUCCUAAGAAGGCAGUGUCAUACUUCUUCAAAGAGCAAACACUUUCACCCUGUAAGGAAACUGUUUCUCAGGAAACAGUGACUCAGGACCUACCAAAACCUCUAAAUCCGACUCGUCCAACAAAUUUCUUUGAUAAUUCCAACUUGGGUGUGCUAACAGAUACACGACCUGAGGGCAGAGAGUCCACACAAGAACAUCUUAGGCACUUCUUUGGGACUCCAGACAGAGAUAAAGCCCCUGACUGCAAAACCCAGUAA